Molecule: messenger RNA, 2100 nt
Organism: Prunus armeniaca (apricot)
Lineage: Eukaryota; Viridiplantae; Streptophyta; Magnoliopsida; Rosales; Rosaceae
Source: the annotation of a GenBank genome assembly
AUGAAGGACCUCGACUUCGGCCCUGACAAAGUGCACGCGAAGGAUUUCCUUUCCAACUUUAUCGAUUGCAGUGGUGAACCCAAAUACAUGCGGAUCCUUCAAGAAGUUGCUAACCGCAAAUUUCGAGCAAUUCAGAUUGAUCUUGAGGACUUGUUCAGUUACAGGGAGUUGGAUGAAGAAUUCCUCAGUCGGGUUACUGAAAAUACUCGGCGAUAUAUUGGUAUUUUUGCUGAUGCUAUCGAUGAGCUCAUGCCCGAGCCCACAGAGGCCUUUACAGAUGAUGAUCAUGACAUAUUGAUGACCCAAAGGUCCGAUGAUGGACCAGAGAAUAUGGAUGGUCCAGAUCCACAUCAGAAGAUGCCUCCAGAAAUCAAGCGCUACUUUGAAGUUUACAUAAGAGCAUCUUCAAAGGGACGGCCAUUUACCAUUAGGGAGGUCAAGGCUUCAUAUAUUGGUCAGCUUGUAAGGAUAUCAGGUAUUGUGACACGGUGUUCAGAUGUUAAGCCAUUGAUGCAGGUUGCUGUUUAUACAUGUGAAGAAUGUGGUUUUGAGAUUUACCAGGAAGUAACUGCGCGAGUAUUUAUGCCCCUGUUUGAGUGCCCAUCCAGGCGUUGUAUAACAAAUAGAACCAAGGGGAAUCUUAUUCUUCAACUCAGGGCAUCAAAGUUCUUGAAGUUUCAGGAGGCCAAGAUACAAGAAUUGUCUGAACAUGUUCCAAAAGGCCAUAUUCCACGGACAAUGACUGUUCACUUCAGAGGUGAACUCACAAGAAAGGUAGCUCCGGGUGAUGUCAUUGAACUAUCUGGCAUUUUUCUUCCUAUUCCUUACACUGGUUAUAGAGCAAUGCGGGCUGGCUUAGUUGCAGAUACUUACUUAGAAGCCAUGUCUAUCACACACCACAAGAAAAGAUAUGAAGAGUAUGAACUUGUAGGAGAUGAGGAAGAGCAAAUUGUACGUUUAGCUGAUGAUGAUAUCAAAAAGGCUUUACUUCUGCUUCUAGUGGGUGCCCCCCACAGGAAACUAAAAGACGGAAUGAAGAUUAGAGGAGAUUUACAUAUUUGUUUGAUGGGUGAUCCUGGAGUUGCAAAGAGCCAGCUUCUUAAGCACAUAAUUAAUGUAGCACCCAGGGGAGUUUAUACAACUGGUAAAGGAAGCAGUGGAGUUGGUCUAACUGCUGCUGUUCAGAAAGAUCCUGUCACAAAUGAAAUGGUCCUCGAAGGAGGAGCAUUGGUGCUAGCGGAUAUGGGCAUUUGUGCAAUUGACGAAUUUGAUAAGAUGGAUGAAUUAGAUCGUACAGCCAUACAUGAAGUUAUGGAGCAGCAGACCGUCAGCAUUGCCAAGGCUGGGAUCACUACAUCUUUGAAUGCAAGAACUGCUGUUCUUGCUGCAGCUAAUCCAGCAUGGGGGAGAUAUGACCUACGUAGAACUCCAGCUGAAAACAUUAAUCUUCCGCCAGCCCUUUUGUCAAGAUUUGAUCUUUUAUGGUUAAUUCUGGAUCGAGCAGAUAUGGAUAGUGAUCUUGAGAUGGCUAGGCAUGUCGUCUAUGUCCACCAGAAUAAAGAAUCUCCUGCUCUUGGCUUCACUCCACUUGAACCAUCUGUUCUCCGUGCAUAUAUUUCUGCUGCAAGAAGAUUGUCUCCUUCAGUUCCGCAGGAACUUGAGGAGUAUAUUGCUAGUGCCUACUCUAGCAUUCGGCAAGAAGAAGCUAAAUCUAAUGCUCCCCACUCCUAUACGACUGUGAGGACCCUGCUCAGUAUUCUUCGAAUAUCAGCUGCAUUAGCAAGACUGCGAUUUUCUGAAACUGUGGCUCAAAGUGAUGUGGAUGAGGCACUAAGGCUAAUGCAGAUGUCAAAGUUCUCUUUGUACUCAGAUGAUCGCCAGAAAUCUGGUCUGGAUGCUAUCUCCGAUAUCUAUUCAAUUUUGCGAGAUGAAGCUGCCAGGACUGACAAGCUGGAUGUGAGCUAUGCACAUGCACUAAAUUGGAUUUCUAGGAAGGGGUACAGUGAAGCCCAACUGAAAGAAUGUUUGGAGGAAUACGCAGCCUUGAAUGUGUGGCAGAUAAAUCCCCUUACUUUUGACAUACGAUUUAUUGAUGCCUGA